AUGCACGUGCCAGCGAAUGGACGUAUCUUUGCCAUUUGCUAUCCUAUUCUCGCUGCUAUUGGUGCCCCUGCAAAUUUGUUGGCGAUUGUCGUUCUAAAACGAGGUCGGUGUGGACUCUCCUGUUGCGUCACCUACUACUUGGUGGCAAUAGCGGUGAGUGAUUUCCUUGUCAUCGUCAAUGGGUGCAUCCUGAACCGGAUCGGCGGGAUCUACUUUCGAGACACUGCCCUUGGCACCACGUUUGCAUGCAGACUCAGCAGUUUUCUGAUUUUUGCAGUCCGAGAUGGCUCAGUUUGGUUGACGGUGGCCUUUACCUUCGACCGUUUCGUGGCCAUCUGCCACCAGAGCAUGAAGAACAGAUAUUGUACUCAGAAAACCGCCUCAGUAGUGAUCGGAAUCGUGUGUACCCUGAGCUGCAUCAAGAACACCCCUUUUUACUUCAUUUUUAGGCCAUUGUACAACCUGAACGGCGUGCCCUGGUUUUGCAUUAUUAAAUCAAUCUAUUAUAAUUCGCCCUUCUGGCAAGCCUACGACUGGCUGCACCACAUCUUAGUACCGUUUUUCCCUUUCCUUCUCAUUCUGCUGCUCAAUGUGCUGACUAUAAGUAGCAUAUUAGCAGCCAACAGAGCACGCGAGAGGAUCCGGGGCGCCGAGAAUCGUGCAGACCAGGAAGUGUCCAAUCGCAAGAAGUCUAUAGUACUACUCGUUGCGGUCUCUCUCAGCUUCCUUUUCCUGUGGGCCACGUAUGUUGGACGUUUCUUGUACGUGCAGAUUUCAGGUGAUGGCUACUUUGGUGGCUUGGAAUUCAAUGACCCGCAAUAUAUCCUUCAAGAGACGGCUAUCAUGCUCCAAUUCCUCAGUUCCUGCAAUAAUAUCUUGAUCUACACUGUAGCCCAAAAACAGUUCCGCCAAGAGCUGAAGAACGUGCUGAUCUUUCCAUUCACCACCUUCAGAAUUUGUAUAAAAUGGUAA
Molecule: messenger RNA, 972 nt
Organism: Hemiscyllium ocellatum (epaulette shark)
Lineage: Eukaryota; Metazoa; Chordata; Chondrichthyes; Orectolobiformes; Hemiscylliidae
Product: probable G-protein coupled receptor 142
Exons: 2
Coding region: 1-972 (323 amino acids)
Biological process (GO): G protein-coupled receptor signaling pathway
Cellular component (GO): membrane
Molecular function (GO): G protein-coupled receptor activity
Source: RefSeq, a predicted model, not a curated record